This is a messenger RNA of Neocloeon triangulifer, 954 nucleotides long. RefSeq names its product chymotrypsin BI-like. Bases 1 to 954 code for a protein of 317 amino acids. The transcript is spliced from 7 exons. Gene Ontology annotation, molecular function: serine-type endopeptidase activity. NCBI's taxonomy places the organism in Eukaryota, Metazoa, Arthropoda, Insecta, Ephemeroptera, Baetidae. Gene Ontology annotation, biological process: proteolysis. The record is from RefSeq and is a predicted model, not a curated record.
AUGAAGGCUGCCGUUGGUGCUCUUCAGGACAAAGGCAUCUACCUGAAAGUCAAACCCAAUGAUCGAACAUUGCCUCCGGUCAACCAGAAGUUGAGCGCCUCCCAGUUAGCCCAACUGACCAAAGCCGACAAGCCCACGGUCGAAAACUUCAACCCUAUCGUCCAACCAAUUGUCGCGGGAUCGUCGUCGUUCUCCUCUGGUGUCGACAAACAAAUCGUGGGCGGCUCUUUGGCCACCCUCGGACAAUUCCCGUGGCAAACGCUACUCUACAUUGACAAAGCCUGGCUCUGUGGAGGUUCUCUCAUCCUCUCGGAAUGGGUCAUGACGGCUGCUCACUGCACGGGAACAAUCAGGGCCAAAUACGACAUCAUCCUGGGCACCAUCAGCCAGAGCAACCUUUCAUCUGGAUACAUGUGGCUCACCUCAACGGUCAACUACACCCAUGAACUGUACGACCACAUCUUCCUGGUUAAUGACAUCGCCCUCAUCAAGCUCCCAUAUCCUGUUACUUUUACUGCAAGCAUCUCACCGGUGAAACUGCCGUCCAUGGCCGACGCUACCAGAGACCUGACGGGUCUUCUGUUAACCGUCAGCGGCUUCGGCAGGACCGCGGAUGGCUCCGCUUCCAGUACCGAUCUGAAGUUUACUCGCUUGACAGCUGUUUCUAAUGCGGUUUGCGCCUCCUAUUACGGAAAUAAGACUGUCGUUUCUUCGAUCAUUUGUACCAAACCAAUUAGCACUUCCAUUUGCCAAGGUGACAGUGGCGGACCUUUGAUAUUAAAUGAUGCCGGUACUAACAACCUUUGGGUGCAGUUUGGCGUCGUCUCGUUUGUCUCCUCUAGAGGGUGCCUUGUAGGGUAUUCAGGCUACUCCAGAGUGACUUCAUACCUCGACUGGAUCAGAGACAAUUCUGGCGUUCGUCCAAUUAGAUUGAAAUCUGUGGGUGGAAAAUAA